ACAGGCUCGAGCGGCAAAAAAAGAAACGGUAGAAACAACGAAACGAAGGCAAAGGAAAAGCUCUAUUCAGAUCCCAAGAAGAAGACGACGACUGUAAGGAUGAUGAAGAGGAAGCACUUGUCCUCCAUUGCAAACGACGUCGUCCGGAGAUGUGCACUAGAACUCAAGACGUCAGUGGAUAAAUUGGCUGGAGAAUUUGAAAGGGCAUGGAAUCCCGGAAUGAGCGGGACGUACUCGAAGAAGUUUGUCGAAUUUUGCGGGUCAAAGGCCAUGAAUCAUAUGUGUGAAAACAUCCAAGAAAGAAUAAAUGAUGGAUCGUUUAGCCGUCUCACGUUCGAUAUAAUGCUUUCGUGGGAGAAACCCGGCUCGGAAGACGACGAGUCUCAUUCGGAAGCGGUAGGGAAGGGGAGUGAAGAUCAGAGGAUUCAUGCAACAUUGUCACCGGAACAAGACGACGUCUCUCUCUUUUACUCGGACAUCAUGCCCCUUCUCGCUGAUCAUGAACCGAGUGUAGGAGAAGAUGCAUUUGUGUUUUUGGGAUCCCUCAUUCCGCUCCCUGGGGAUAUCAUCAAUGGAAGAUUCACAUUCGAGACUUUAACUGCUCCUACGGGCCACCGCCUAUAUUUCCCUGCUUAUGAUAUGUUCCUCAAAGAAAUAGACAAGUGCAUGAGGCAUCUUCAAAAACAAGCUAUACCGAAAGGGGUUGAACUAGCGGACGAUGAAUUUAUAUUGCACGUGGAAGGGACGAUGGCUUCACAGAGAGUGGUUCGCCACAUCAAAGAAACUAGUUGGCCAGGUAAGCUUACUUUGACAAACUAUGCUCUUUACUUCGAAGCAGCCGGGAUUAUAAAUUAUGAAGAUGCUCUCAAAAUAGACCUUUCAAAGGAUACCGAGAGCUCCGUUAAACCUGUCUCCACCGGUCCAUGGGGCGCUCCUCUUUUCGACAAGGCCAUAAUUUAUGAAACUCCUGAACUUGAGGAAGGAAUCGUGAUAGAAUUCCCAGAGAUAAUAAGCUCGACGAGACGAGAUCACUGGCUUGUUCUCGUGGAGGGAAAAAAGGAAAUAAUGUUAAUGCAUCGGUUCUUGAGGAAAUUUAAAUUUGAAGCUCCUUUACUGGCAUGGGAAAUCCACUCAAGAACGAUCUUGGCAAUCAUACGACUUCAUGCUGCUCGGGAAAUGCUGAGGAUUUCUCCUCCAGAUCCUGCCAAGUUUUUGAUAUUCAGUUUGUUCGAGGAAGUUCCCAAGGGAGACUUUGUACUUGAAGAACUUGCAGAAAGUCUGAAGGUGAUAAGCACCAAGAACCCGUGUACCGCGAGCUCGAUAUUGAGGAAUAUGAACUUGGCACAACUUAAUAUUCGACUAAGUGAGGGGGCAAAGGUUAAGAUCCAAGAGAAGGAUAGUGUGAUCGACAGAGAAGAUGUCCAUUCGUCACUUGAAAGCGCGGUGAAUCAAUCGAGGGAAGAGGCCAGAGCCAUCGAUAGGGCAAAGGCGACAACGGUAAAAUUGGAAGAAGAAGGAAUUAGCGAAAGUGUAACGGUUCUCAUGGAGUUGUUGAGACCACUCCGAGAUAUAUUGUCACGGUUCCAGAAAAUGCUGUACUGGGAAAGGCCUUAUCAUACAAUAGUCGUUCUAACCAUGACAAUUCUUAAAGAUGUGCUAAACAUUUUUAAUUAA
Tarenaya hassleriana is the source of this 1674-nucleotide messenger RNA. RefSeq lists its product as uncharacterized. Bases 100 to 1674 code for a protein of 524 amino acids. The record is from RefSeq and is a predicted model, not a curated record. The transcript has 8 exons. Lineage: Eukaryota; Viridiplantae; Streptophyta; Magnoliopsida; Brassicales; Cleomaceae.